This is a messenger RNA of Cercospora beticola, 3311 nucleotides long. RefSeq lists its product as uncharacterized. NCBI's taxonomy places the organism in Eukaryota, Fungi, Ascomycota, Dothideomycetes, Mycosphaerellales, Mycosphaerellaceae. The record is from RefSeq and is a predicted model, not a curated record. Gene Ontology annotation, biological process: protein phosphorylation; mitotic spindle organization. Gene Ontology annotation, cellular component: cytoplasm; nucleus; kinetochore. Gene Ontology annotation, molecular function: protein serine/threonine kinase activity; ATP binding; protein binding.
AUGUCUUCCACCUCCAUCCACGCCGACCCUCCACCGCCUGUUGUGACGGAGCCGACGGGCAUCAGUUAUGCUACGGGAGGAGCGCUUGGGAAGGGCGGCUUCGCCAUCUGCCACAAGGCCGAGCGAUACGAUGGCAGUCGGCCGACGGGGCAGAUUGUCGCGUUGAAGAUCGUCAAGACGAGGAUGGAGCCGGCGAAGCUGGCGCAGAAGUUCGUCACGGAGCUGCAAAUACACAGCAAACUCUCCCACCCGAACAUCGUCGGCUUCCACCGCGCCUUCUCCUUCCAUACCAGCACAUACGUCGUUCUCGAGCUCUGUCCGAAUGGAUCACUGGCGGACAUGCUCAAGAAACGGAAACAAGUCACACUGCCCGAGAUCCGAAGACUGGUCAUCCAAGUGUGCGGCGCUGUCAAGUAUCUUCAUCAUCGACACAUUGUACACCGAGACCUGAAGACGGGCAAUCUGUUCCUCGACGAGAGGAUGAAUGUCAAAGUUGGUGAUUUCGGCCUGGCUGCUUUGCUUGUUACAGAACGCGACAUGGAAGUCAGGCGAAGGACUACUAUGUGUGGUACACCGAAUUAUCUGGCUCCGGAGAUCUUGGAAAAGGGUAAGGGACAUGACGAAAAGGUGGAUCUAUGGGCAAUCGGAGUCAUCGCAUAUACACUGGCCGUUGGAAAGGCACCCUUUCAUGCGAGUACGAAGGAAGAGAUUUACAAAAAGCUAAAGUCCGGGACAUACACUUGGCCCGAAUUGAGCGCGACGACAAAUCAGAGUGCAGAUCUACGCGACUUGGUGUCGAGUAUAUUAGUGGAAGAGCAGCAGAGGCCGACCCCGGAUGCCAUCGUCAGCCACAAGUUUUUCAAGAUUGCAUAUGUGCCGCCAGAGAUUCCAGUUUCCGCCAGGACGGAAGCACCGAGAUGGGACGUUUCGAUACCAUCGACAGAGACCAUGCGACGCGGGUACAGCGAAACAUGGUUUACUCUGUGUAAAGAGUCGGGCGUGGGAGAGUAUGAAGAUGGCAAGUGUUUCCCUCUGAACGGUGGGCAUAAGAUAAGGAGCAUUGUCCACGAUAUGGAAAAAGAGACUCAGCUUGGGCGCCAACCGAUGAUGCCGAUUCCAAAGGACGUGGUCUACACUUCGAUGAUCUCGGAUUUCGAACGAUCCAGCCCCGAUAUUUCCACGGCGUCGGUCGAGCCUCAGCGCAAAUACACAACAACUCGACAUGUGCGGGAGAUCUCUCACAACGAAGUUGCAAUUUCGCGACCUCCUCGCGUUACGGACCCUACGAAGGCUGCGCGAGAUGCGGAGCUAAUGCCACCACCACGCGCUCCGUCACGCGCUGCCCGAGGGACAGCAUCUGGUUCGGUAAGGCGAGCUGCUAGGACGAUAAGUGAGGAGACCGCAGCCAGAUCCGCUGAGUCAGUAAAGGUUGCAUCCGAUUCAGCCUCUUCCGGCCCUUCAUCAGCCGCGACGGUACGAGUUGUCAAGCCCAGACCAGCGGCUGUGCCAUCAUCGAGUGCACCAGCGACGGUAACGAUAGGAUCGGCAUUGAGGGAAACAAAGAACUCUGCAUCCAGCACGACCGCCUCAUACCAGACUGCUCAGCCAGAGCAGAGCUCCGAUCCGCUGGAGAAGCCACAGAGAGCCGGCACCACCAAGAGGAGCGCGGACGCCAGCCUUGCAAGGCGACCACGGGCACCGAGAACCACUCAGGAUCGACCAGCGGAGCAACAAGUUCCCGCACAGCCAACUGCAGCUCGCAUUGCAAGGAAGCGUAUUGUAUCGCAGCCUGUCGAAGAAGGACCGCUUGCAACGCUGGACGAGCUGAGAAAGGUCGAGCCAUUCAAGCCGAGCAGGAAGGCACCAGCACCAGAAGUAAUCGAGAUACUUUCGGACCCAGAGUCCGACGACAGAGAUGAGCUUAAGAGGCCCACCGAAUCGAUCACGGCGACGCUGAAACUGUCCCGGCCACCAAAGAUGACGGCGCGGCUGCCACAGCCACAGAAGAAGCUUAAUGUGGAGAUUGAACCUGCAGUACCAGGAACAGACCCGACCACGGUAUUGAACAAGCUUGCGACUCUCAGAGACAAUUUGGCCGAAGCUCUUACACGAUCCGCGACCGCAAGGACCACAUCCAGCUUGAGGAGAGAUAGCAAUGAUCCUGCUGCCGGUCUGCCUUUUGUGUCGCGAUGGGUCGAUUACAGCCGAAAACAUGGUGUAGGAUAUGUGCUGUCCGACGGCACUGUUGGGUGCAUUAUCAAUGCUACUGCCAGAGCUGGCCAAGCGCCUACGCCAGUCACGCACGUUCUUGUGCGCAAUGGACAAAGGUGGCUGAAGAAAGUACACAACAACAAGGAAUUCACCGGCAUCGAUCAGGUUCCACUCGAAAUAUUCGAAGAUCGUGACGUGGAAGGCAUCAAGCGUAAGGUGUACAAAGGCCUUGGUAGCGUCAAGGAAGGUCCUCUUCUUGUUGAAGCUGAGAGGCGGCGAACACUCAGUGUGCUUUGGGUCAAGUUUGGCCGAUAUAUGUGCCAGUCUUUGGAUGGGUCAGAAGACACCGGUAACAACGGCCAUGACCAGGAGAACUUUGUGCGAUUCUAUCAGCGAAUCGGCAAUGUUGGCGUCUGGGCCUUUACAGACGGAUGUCUCCAGGUUCACUUCCCAGAUCACACCAAGAUCGUCCUAUCCGCAUCUGGACAAGUCGUCUCAGCGACGGUCUUGACUCCCGAAGCUACCUCUCACCUCUCGCACAACGGCGAGCUACUACCUCAACAUGUCACGAAUCGCGAAAUCCUCGCCGACAGCGUGCAAGCCUUGCUCUUCGAAGGUGGCCGUGUCCGACAACGAAUUGUCAAGGCCAACCAGCUAUCCGCCAAGCUCAACUUCAUCCAAGAAGUCGUAUCGCAAUGGAUCGACAACAAUGGCCUCGGCCGUUUGGACGAAGAUCAAGGUGGCGCUAAGCUCGCGUGGGAGGGCUUGACCGUGAAAGAGAACAAGACGAAAGUUGACCGAGUGACGGUUGGCAGAUAUGGCGGCGACGAUGUCCGACCAACUGUCGAGACCGUAAGAGUAUAAAAAUAUUUUAUCUUUCUUGAUGAUGAAUGACGGCCGGAAUUUUGUGUUUGCAUGGAAGGCGCAGUUUGGUUUACUCCUUGACUGAUGAAGAAUUGUACAGGCGUUGGUCAGGCCCGAUGAGCGAGCAUUACGAGGGGCCCUUUUGGAUGUUCUUUUCAUGAAAGACGCAUUGUGGAGCGUUCGAGCGUUUGGAUACGUCCGUACUGUAUUCAGCGAAGCAAAGUAUCUUUUUCUCA